AGGAUCCUGGAGGCCCCCGCUCCCCGGAGUCAUGUCCCUGCGCCCCGGCCCCCGGGAGACAUAACCCCUGCGCCCCGGCCGGGCCCCUAGGAACCGCGUCCACAAGUCCCGGGGGUCGGCGUGGCAGGCGCCGGGCUCACUCCGGGAGGGGGCGGGCGCCGCGAGCCCCUUCCCGCAGGGGCGCCUGUGCCGCUGCCCGGCGGCCGGGGAGCCCGGGGGCCGCGGGGGGCAGGAGCGCAGCGGACAGAGAGGCCUGGGCGCCGCCGGCCCGUGUUGCUGUUUACGCUGCGGGCGCGCAGUGCCCGCUGCUUCCCCGCCCGCUCCAACAUGCCCUCAGUGCGCCUGCCGCCGCGCCCCGGGCGCUAGACCGCGCGGCCGCCAUGGGGAAUGGGAUGAACAAGAUCCUGCCUGGCCUGUAUAUCGGCAACUUCAGAGAUGCCAGAGAUGCAGAGCAAUUGAGCAAGAACAAGGUGACACACAUUCUGUCUGUGCACGACAGCGCCCGGCCAACACUGGAGGGGGUUAAAUACCUGUGCAUUCCAGCAGCGGAUUCACCAUCUCAAAACCUGACAAGACAUUUCAAAGAAAGUAUUCAAUUCAUCCACGAGUGCCGCCUGCGAGGUGAGGGCUGCCUUGUUCACUGCCUGGCCGGCGUCUCCAGGAGCGUGACUCUGGUGGUGGCAUACAUCAUGACGGUCACCGACUUCGGCUGGGAAGACGCCCUGCGCACCGUGCGUGCGGGCAGGUCCUGCGCAAACCCCAACCUGGGCUUCCAGAGGCAGCUCCAGGAGUUUGAGGAGCGCCAGGUCCGUCAGUUCCGCCAGUGGCUGAAGGAGGAGUACGGAGAGAGCCCUUUGCGGGAUGCAGAAGAAGCCAGAGGCAUUCUGGGUAAAUACAAAGAGCAGGGGCGCGCGGAGCCCCCGCCUGGCGCCGGGCGCUGGGGUGGCCUCCCGGCCGCGCCUCCUCCGGCCUACGGCAGCUGCACCACGGAGACCUAGCCGAGCCCUCGGCGCCCCUGCCCGCGGACGGGAAGGGGUGUCCCGGUGGAUCCAGGUCCCCCCCGAGACCCCAGCAGCCCCACCCCCAGCUUCUGCGCCGCCCAGACGCUGCUGCCUCACACCCGUGGGCAAGCUGGGGAGCGUGCACGCGCGCGCGUGUGUGUGAGUGAGUGAGCGUGAGUUCUGAACGUGUGCGCUGCGGGAGCUGCCUUGAAAGCCACACUGCCGGCAUCGGCCUCACUGCCUUUCCCCGUGCGAGAUCCGCUGGAAGGCACUUGGAGGUGGCCGUGGAGGAGCCGCCGGGCCUGCAAGCGGGCAGUGGGGAGGCCUCAGGGUGGCCAAGGGGGCAGCAGGGGCCCCCUCCGCCUUCUGAGGGCGGCACUGGGCCCCGGGGCCCGGAGGUGGCCGAGCGGGCCCUCCUGCCGCCGCCGGCCCUGCUCAGCCCUGCCCUUCCGAGCCCUGCUCGGUGUGUGCCCGCCUGAACCGCCGGCCCUUGGGUGGUGUGGGGCGCAGCCCAGACGCCCGCCCUCGGCUCCCCCGUCCAGCUUCCCCUCCUCCCAGCCUCCUGCUGUUCUCACUCUGGGGAACCCCUCGCAAGGCUUGCAUGCACCUUCGGGAUUUAGGAAGAAAGAGCAGUUGUUAGGCACUGUCACGGUUUGCGCUUAAAAAUACAUUUAAUGCCUGAGCACUUAUUAAGCACCUUCAUGUCUGCUGUGGAUUUGGGAUUUGAUCUCAGCUACCUCAUUAAACGGUUUUUGAAAAAGUG
This is a messenger RNA of Balaenoptera musculus (blue whale), 1764 nucleotides long. RefSeq names its product dual specificity phosphatase 22 (gene DUSP22). The coding region runs from base 381 to 998 and encodes 205 amino acids. The record is from RefSeq and is a predicted model, not a curated record. Gene Ontology annotation, biological process: positive regulation of JNK cascade; protein dephosphorylation; regulation of cell population proliferation. Gene Ontology annotation, cellular component: cytosol. The transcript is spliced from 7 exons. Gene Ontology annotation, molecular function: protein tyrosine/serine/threonine phosphatase activity. NCBI's taxonomy places the organism in Eukaryota, Metazoa, Chordata, Mammalia, Artiodactyla, Balaenopteridae.